This is a messenger RNA of Penicillium cosmopolitanum, 420 nucleotides long. RefSeq lists its product as uncharacterized. Bases 1 to 420 code for a protein of 139 amino acids. NCBI's taxonomy places the organism in Eukaryota, Fungi, Ascomycota, Eurotiomycetes, Eurotiales, Aspergillaceae. The record is from RefSeq and is a predicted model, not a curated record. The transcript has a single exon.
AUGACAUACGCCGGUGCAUCUCUUAUGUUUGCUACACCACCGGCUGAAAGCUUUUGCGAGAAUGUCUCUGGUGUAGGACAGGACAAGGACCUAGGAUGUGGUGAUAUAGUGGCCCCUUCCACUCCCAGUCUGUGCUGUCUGGGUGUAGGACUUCUGGGCCAGGCCGCUCUAACAACAUGGCAAUUCUUCGACAUUCCAGUUCAAACCUGGUCAUCAAAUCCGUUGGACACUGCUUGGGCCAGCAUUUGCACCGGCUCUCGGGCCAGAGUUUCCGGUCGCUGUAUGAUGAGUGUUCAUGAUGCAGAGCUUCCCACCGCACCACGACAAGCUCAGUCAAGACAACAAUCUAUUUGGAAGUCUCACAGCGAGGCCCGAUGGGUCAUGUCUUAUAACUGGCUCAUUACGUGGAUUCUUUUAUGA